AUGGUCGAGCCCUUCUUGGGAACCUGGAAGCUGGUCUCCAGUGAAAACUUUGAGGAUUACAUGAAAGAACUGGGAGUGAAUUUUGCAGCCCGGAGCAUGGCAGGGUUAGUGAAGCCGACAGUAACUAUUAGUGUUGAUGGGAAAACGAUGACCAUAAGAACGGAAAGUUCUUUCCAGAACACUAAGAUCUCCUUCAAGCUGGGGGAAGAAUUUGACGAAACCACAGCAGACAACCGGAAAGUAAAGAGCACCAUAACAUUAGAGAAUGGCUCAAUGAUUCAUGUCCAAAAAUGGCUUGGCAAAGAGACAACAAUCAAAAGAAAAAUUGUGGAUGAAAAAAUGGUAGUGGAAUGUAAAAUGAAUAAUAUUGUCAGCACCAGAAUCUACGAAAAGGUGUGA
Macaca mulatta (Rhesus monkey) is the source of this 399-nucleotide messenger RNA. It is a transcript of the gene FABP9, whose product is annotated as fatty acid binding protein 9. The record is from RefSeq and is marked inferred. Lineage: Eukaryota; Metazoa; Chordata; Mammalia; Primates; Cercopithecidae. Gene Ontology annotation, molecular function: lipid binding.